Molecule: messenger RNA, 12507 nt
Organism: Diabrotica virgifera virgifera (western corn rootworm)
Lineage: Eukaryota; Metazoa; Arthropoda; Insecta; Coleoptera; Chrysomelidae
Product: centrosome-associated protein 350-like
Exons: 12
Coding region: 206-7723 (2505 amino acids)
Biological process (GO): microtubule anchoring
Cellular component (GO): centrosome
Molecular function (GO): microtubule binding
Source: RefSeq, a predicted model, not a curated record
AGGUUUAUGAUUUGUUUGUACAAGUAGUACACAGUAGGUUUUUUUAAAAAUAUAUUUUAAUGAGAAGUACAGUUUUUGCAUGGAAAAAAAUGUAGGAUUUUGAUUAAAAUUCACAAUGCUCUCUGUAUGCUGUGAUAAUAGUAGGCCAUUCUAAGCUGUGAUUUAGCUAAGUUAAAUUUUAGAAUAUUAUAACUCUUUUAACACAAUGUGUGAUGAAAGCGAAAUAACUAAUAAAAUUAGAGAAACAAAAAGGCAAACCGAAGCCUUAAAGACACAACUACAAAAUUUGAUAGACGAGGGAAAGAAUUUAGUAUGUCCCUCACAGUCAAAAGUAGAACUUUCAGCAUCAGCUAAUGAAGCAAAGGAACCCCUAAAAUCCCCAAAUACAGUACAAAUAAUUAAGUCUUACGAAACGAAACAUUCCAAACCAAUACAAGGAGCCAUUCCAGCGAAGACUAAAGCAGACUCAUCAAAGAAACCGAAAUAUUAUGAUAUAACUCAAACCAGAGAGUACAUGAAGAAGCAGAAGGAAAGACGGAUAGAACAGUCAAAGGCUCAAAAUGAUGCAAAGCUCAAACUUGAACUGCAGAAAAAGAAAUUGCAAGAAUUGCAUAAGAAGUCGUUGGAGUUGCUAGCCAAAAACGUACAAGCCAAAAGGGAGAGGUCAAAAUCUAGGGAUAGAAAUACUUAUAUAAGGCCAGAUAAUGCUAGCAAUUUGGCAAGUAACUUAAGAAAAGCCAAAUCUAUGGAUAAAUUACAUCAAGUUGUUCAGGUCAAAAAUCCAAAUUUGUUAUACCCUCCUUCACCUGAUUUUGGCAAAAGGUUGAAACAAAACCCUCCAGCUAAGAAAGCUGAUGUACCAAAAGAAGAACCAGAAAAAAUAGUAAUUUUGGCAAGAAAUUUUACCAGGCAAGGCGUCAAGCAGGCAGAACCUACAAAGGAACCUGCUGAUGUUCAAUUAAACCAAAAAUUAAGCAAACGGUUAGAGCAACAUAGUGCUAAAAUCACACAAGAAGACUCUAGUCAAAAUCAGAAUUUAAAUGAGAAAAUCACUGACACUAUUCUUUCAAAACCAAGCAACAAAUAUAAAAAUUUGGAACAUCUCAAAUCCAGAAAAUUAUUUACUGCCGAUGGUGCGGAAAAUAAAAGUGUAGAUUUUGCUGUAAAACAUACCGAACCAUCUGUUAAAAACAUUCUAGAAUACAAGUCACCCAAUUUGGAUCUCUCCAGUGUGACAACACGACAAAGUACAGAAGACAAAAAAAGCAGCCAAGAUUUGGGUGCCAAGCCAAAAGAGCUCACCCCACUUUCAACGCCAAUAAAACCCCCAGAAGAAACAAGAAAACACUCCAAAGAAAUUCAGACCGAAACCAUCCCCAAAGAAUUCCCUAAAUGGUUGGAAGAACAACCUCCACAAGCGUAUCCCUUUAAUUUUAUGAAUACCAUAACCAGAAAGUUACACGAGGUCACUAAUAGACAGAAAGAUAUAGGAAUUCAAAACACGAUAGUGUCAACAAAGGUUCACGAAAAAGUCGACGUUGUUGCCAGUGGUAAAAAUCACGAGAAUUCUAAACUAAGAUCUUUUAUAUCACACAAAUGCCUCAAUUUAGAUCCGGUGGCUAUAGAACAUUUAGAACUAGUACCGAAGAAAAAUUUCGAUGUUCUUAAAAGAAUCUCGCAUAGAUCGACGCAAAUCACUGAAACCGGAAGCGAAUCUGACACUUCUAAAAAUAUUCCAGAAAUAUCUAGCGAAAGUGGUACCUCUUUAAAGAAAAACAAAGAGUCUGUGAGAAAAGUCUUAUUGUCAGACAACUACGUAAUAAACACUGAUAAAAUAGACAGUAUGAAGCUCGUACCUCAUAGUAAGAGUGGUACUACUAUAAAAUCAGACAGCCAGAUACCCACGGAGACAAACCUAACAAAACAAAAGAAACUUGGCGACUAUUCCACAAAAGAAAAGAAGAUUACUGACAAUUUAACAGUAGAUAACGCUUAUGGUUCAGAUUUUGAGUCUGACAUAUCAAACGAAGAAAAUUUCAAUAGAAGCCGUAGAUCUAUCAUCAGCUUCAAUAGAUCUCCAUAUAAUAAAGCUUCAUUUAUUGAACCUGAUCCGGGAAAUGACGAAAUUACUAGUAAAAGUCCAGUUUCUCAUCAGAAAACUGUGUCUAGUGUCAACACCGAGAUGAUUCUCAGUAAGAAUUCAAGAUUAACUGAAAAAACUGAUAGCAAAGUAUCUUCGUUACAGAAAAGUACGUCAGACAAGUAUAAUACCUCAAGUACUCACUCGAUUGGUACUUCACAACAUGACCAAGGGAGUCUAGAUACUCCAAAACCUGAAAGUAUCAGUAGCAUCAGUAAAGUAUCUCCCGAUUCAGUAAAACGUACUGACAACGUAAAAAUUAUCACUUCGAGCAAAAAUUCCUCUGGCGGUACCGAAUCAGUACUAACAAAUUUGUCACAUCACAGUCUUAAGAAUAUUAACGUACAAAGAGGCUCUUCGAGUAUCGAGGAAGAAAGAUCUGAAGUUUUGCCGCUGACGGAGCCCAAAGUAUCGUUGGUACAGAGUUCCGAAGUUGCCAAAUCCAACGGCGCAGAAGGAACCACUCGUCUUGUUAAGAAUUUGUCGGUGCAGUCGAGUAAGGUGUCCACCAAAGCGAAUUUGAACGAACCGAAUCAGAUUCAUUUGAAGUUCGAAGCUGAGAUUCACCUGCUCAACGAUUUCAAUGAGUCCCUUAAGAAGUUUUCUGCCUUGGAACAGGCGUUAGAAACGUUAAAAAACAAAAAUACAGUCGCAGCUUCAAAAGUACUUCAAAACAAUGCCGCCCAGACGUCCGUGAUCGCCAAUACAUCUACAAUCUCCACCAGGCCCAAGGAGAAGACGUCCAAAGUCGAAACGGCGAGAAGCUCACCGUCUCAUACUUCCCACAUCAACUUCUCCAGAGGAUCCUUCAUAAACACCAUCGACGACGACCUAGAUCUGUUGAAAGAUACUAUAGUGGACAAAGAUAAGUCUAGUAUCCUUUCCACAGGGCUGGAGAUUUCAAAUUUGAACUCUAUCAAUCAAUCUCUGUCUGCGAAGAGCGAGGAUCAUUUCUCGAACUUCGAGAAUUUGCAGACUGUUAAUUUCGCUGGACUCUCGCUGAAUAUGUUCGAACAACUUAUCAAAGACGAAGACGUCCGCCUAGAAAACCUGAAAACCAUUUUGAAAAUCCGCGAACAGGCGUUGUUGGACAGAACCAAAGGAGAGCUGGCCUGGUUGGAAAUACAGAGGAAGCACUUCAAAGAAACGGGCAAGUUGCACGAGGCGUCGGUGAUCAAGAAGAAGCAGAGAGGCAUUUUGGUCAAUCAUCAGAAGGAAAAACAUGAAAUGCAGAGGCUUAAGCAAAUGCAAAGGGCUGCAUCGAUAGAAAGAAAAAUCGUUCUUAAAGAACAGAGAAAUCUGAUACGACAACAACUUUCUACAGACAACAUGCUGUCCAAGAUGAAAGUGAAUAGUACGAGGGAAAGAAGAUCAUCAGGACCUCUAAAGGUUCUUCAGAGUCACACAGAGUUUAUAAGAUCCGAAACCUCGGUAACGAAGAGAAGCUCCAGCGACAAGGAAAAACAUAGCGAUGUCUUCAGCAUUACGUCACAUCAGUCGAUGACUCAUUCUGUAGUCUCAGAAAUAUCAGAAGUCGAAGCGUCGACCAAGGAUUUACCAUCUAGGGAGCAACAGAAACACAUUAAAAGGACGCUUUUGAUGCGAGAAGAAGCGCUCAAAAAGCGUAGGAAGGCCGCGGAAGAGCUGCUGCAAUGGCACAAAAAGCUGCUGGAAGAAGAAAAGAGGAUAGCGGUCUUAGAAUCAACGGCGAGUGCUAUUAUUUCGCAAAAACCUAGUAGCUCCAAAUCUCAGGAGAAAUUCAACUUCAAGGGCAAGCAGCUCAACCAAUUAUGGCUCAACUUGACGGGCAACGAAGGCAAGAAGUUCACCGAUGACAAAAUCUACCCGAUGUCACAGUUAGACCUGGAGCAUUUCUGCAAAAGUGCCCGCGGGUAUUCCCUCAGGACGAAAUCUUUGUUCAAAAAGACUAGCGAUAACUUAAGUGAGAGUGAAAACAUUCCAACACAACCAACUACUGAAAGAGAGUAUUUGUCCGACUUUGAAAAGGAAUCUGUACCAGAAGUCGAUGUCGUUGACCAAAGCAUCGAUAUAUUGAUCAACAACUUCAACCAGAUCCAAGACGACAUUUCGACCCUUAACAUCAUUCACAGCAGGAAAUCUGAUGAAAGCCUGGCAGAAGAUACUGGCAGCAACAAAUUUGACAAGACUGAUUCAGAAGCGGGAACGUCGGUCAUAGAAACGAACAGAACGAGGUCUGUGACUUCACCGAAGAAAUUAUUAACUGCUUCAGUUGAGGCAGUCGAAGAAAAUGUUCCUAGUUUGGAAAAAUCCAGAGAAAGCACUUCAGAAAAAAUUACGUCGUUAGAAAAGGAUACAGAGAUGAUUCCUUCGUUAGAAGAACUUAAUUUGGAUGAAGACAGCAGCCGCAGUGUCUUGGAAGAGACCUCAAAGUUAAAACCUUCCUCCAUUCUAUCGGAGCAAUUAAAAACUGAUCUAUCUAAACAUUCAGCUAAUGAAAAGGAACAAGUAACGACGAAAUCGGAUAUGACAAAGCUCUCUUCAGCUCCUGAUGAACAUCUAACCAGAUCAGUAGAACUGAUGAACUUAGCAAACAAAGAAGCUGUUGAACAACAAAUUUCUAUAGUUGCCAAAGAUGAAGACGUUAGUGAUAUUGACGUUCCACUUGGAGCAGAUUCUAAAGAAACUCUAAAUGAAUCUCAAGAGAUCCUCGAGUUGCUCGGAGAAUCGGAAGUGAAGACAGUCCCCAAAGAUUCCUCGGCAAAAGUUCAGUUGAAGGACAGUGUGACCGAAUCGGAAGAAAUAUUGUCCAAAUUGAGCCAAAUGAUCAACGAAACAGAAGAUAUCAACGAUCAAGUGAUCAAAAGUGUUGAAAUUUCUGAAAUUUCUAUAAGAGCAGUUGAAGAUUUAGGGCCAGGAAAUGAAGAGGUGAUGUCACAUUCUUCGGAAGUUAAGUCCGUGAUAGAUGAAGAUCAGUCCAUAUCACAAAUAAGUACUUCCAAAUCUGAAGAAAAUAUUAAAUAUCAAUUGUCAACUUCUGCGACAGAAGGAAAUAAAGAAAUUAAAAGUUCUGUUAAAAGUAAUGAUUCCGAACAUGAAGAAGAUAGCGCUGAAUCAAAAGUUUCAAGAUUAUCUGACGUCAUUGUAUCGAAAACUCAAGAAGAUAAUAUUAAAUCACAAUCGUCGGCUUCUGCAGAAGAUGUUAUAUCUGCGACAGAAGAAAAUGAAGAAAUCACAAGUUCCAAAGUUGAAGAAGACAUCAUUGAAUCAAAAGCAAAUAGAUCUUUUGAAGAUAUUGCAUCAAAAACCGCAGAAGAUAACACUGAAGUUUCUUCAGCUCUCGUUAGAUCCAAAUCCGAAGAUAAAUCUGAUCAGCAGUUGAAAGAAACUGUAGAAUUCAAAAAGCCCAGCAUCGAGGAAUAUAUCUCCAAAACCAAAUCAACAAUAUCUUCAGAUCAAUCAAGAGCAGCUUCAGACUUAAACUCCCAAACCGAAGACGAUACAAAACUGACAGGAUCUCCCAUACAGUCAAACAGCAGCUUAUCCAAGUCUAUAGAAGAUGGCUUGAGUCAGUCUUUGAAAAAAUUGAUCGAGAUCAGCAAAUCAGAUAUACCAGUGGUCGAAGACAGCGGUAGUUUGUCGAAAGUAUCUGCAAAUGAUGUGCUCCAAGAUAUAUCGGCCCUCGAAGACUUCAUUAAGAGUGAGCUGGAGCGUACUGAAAGCGAAGUGAGCGGAAUGGAACGUCCUAAAGACGAAGAGAGGGAACUGGAACGUGCUAAAAGCGAAGCGAGUGAAUUGGAACGAGCUGAGUUAGAAGCAAGCGAACAGGAACAUGCUGAAGCCCAAACGAACGAAAUAGAACCAAAUGAAAACAAAAUAAACGUAUUGGAACGAAUCGAAAGUGUGGUGAGCGAGGUAGAACCAGCUAGAAGCGAAGAAAAGAUCGAUUUGGGACUUGCUGAAAUCGAAGUCAGCGAUUUGGAAGGAACCAAAUCAGAAGUGAGCGAUUUGGAACAUGCUAAAACUGAAGUGAGCGAUUUGAAAGAUGCUGAAAGCGAAUUGAUCGAUUUGGAGCCUGCUAAGUCCGAAAUGAGCGCUUUGGAACGUGCUAAAAACGUUUCUGUCGAGGAAAUUGUGAACGGAACUUUUGAAAAUUUAGUUGAUGAAGUAGAAGACAACGAUUACAAAUCACUAGAUGACGCGAUAGGAGAUGAAAGUGAUGAUAGCAAAGUAGCACUUUCUGACAAAUCGAACGAAUCCUUUAUAGUUAACGAUAUUAGUGAUGAACUAUCUCAAAACCAAGAAGAUCCUAUAGAAGAAUCUGAAAAACUAUCUAAGGAGUUAGAAGCAAAAGAAGUUACCGAAAAAAGUGAUAAAGACUGUUCAAUUACCGAAGAUUUUGAAGAGGAAACUAGCUCUAAGAGUUCCCGCGUAAUUUCAAAUCUUAGCUACGGUCUCAUAGGAAAAGCUCGGUCGGAAUCAGAUUCUUCUGUUGCUACCAGCAAGGAAGAAGUUUGUUACGAAGAGAAAGAACACGAUUCUUUAUCGUCUGUAACAGGAGGAUCUUCUAGUGACUUAUCGGAACUUGUAGUGUUGGCGAAAGAUCAAAAAGCGAUGAAGAAUAAAAAGAACAUUCAAGACUUGAGUGUGAAAUCGAAGAGUGAAAGUGAUGGGGAGAGUUCUUCGCCUAGAAUGAAUGUGAAGAAACGGGUGUCUGAGAUCUUAGCCGAUGCCAGCUUGUCUAGGAGAGACAAAAGUCACAGAUUGCAAGAUUUGUAUGUGACUACGUAUGAUCUGAUUAGUCCUGCCAACUCUCCAGAAAGAGCUCCAUCUAGUCCAGUAGAAGAGAACAAACUGGUCACAAGCAUAUUCGUCAGCGAAGCUGAAGAAAUCUUACGAAAACAGUUGGCAGUGGAGGAAGAGAUGAAGGCUAUAACGGAGCAACUGCAGAAGGAGCAACUGCCUGUGAUGUACAUCAGGGAAAUCCCCAACAAACCCCCACCUCCGUACACACCGCCCACGUCUCUAACGCAACCUUCUGUACCGACGAUUAUUCCUACAGCUGAAGAAAUCGAAGAAAUUACAAUGUAUUCGGCGAAAAUCCUACACAAGGCCUAUUUGUCGAAGAAUUUGGUUAAUGUGAACAUCUCUAAUAACACGUUGAGUCUGAUUUCAAAGAAUAUCUCGAAGGAUUGCUAUAAAUUCGUUUUCGAUUUGUGUAAAGAUAUCGCAAGGAAGCAUUACAGCCAAUUCGAAGAAGAUCAUUCGCCGUCUUGGUUGCGCGUUCCCAAGAAAGCAGACUUUUCGCCUGUCAAACCGUUCGAUACGGAAAGCCUAAAGCUUCACAUGAUCCAACAGCUCAAGGAGAUUUUCGGCUACCAGAAACCGCCCAAGACGGAAACCGUCAACAUCAAAUGGAACCGGAAGAAAAGCGACCACGUCUACGACAUUUUGGUGUUGGAGUGUCAACAAGAAGAAGCCCAAUUCACGAACUACCAAAAGGACGAGUUGUUGGUGAAGGAUCAAAUUACGAACGAAAUAUUUGACAGUUUAUUGAAUGAUACCGCUAGUGUUUUAGCUAGAUUGUUGUUAAAGAGAAAUUAAGUGGUGAGAUUUCCGGAUAUUGUGUAAAACAUGGCAACGCUGUACACCGUGAGGUUAACGGAAAUUGUGCGAAAAGCGGCAAAACUGCACACCUAGAGGAGUAUUUAGAGAGCUAUGAUAUUUUCACCCACACUAUGAAGUAUCUGUGACUGAUAAUAAUCUAUUAUAAAUGAUCCAGUUUUAUGGAAACAUAUUUUGUCUAAAAAACUAUUAAGAAUUGUUAAAAGCGUCUUCAAAAUUGCCUUAUCUGCUAACAGUUCUCAAUUCUUUUAAAUUUGUUACUUUUAAUACUGAAUUAGUCAAGGUAAUAUUUUGUUCAGUUCAUUUUGGCGUUUUUUGCUUCAAUCCUUUAAACAAAACAGCUUGAAAUGAUGAAUCAAUGAUUUAAAUUAACUAAAGUUAGGUAUUACUGAACCUGGAGUUGUAUAAUAUGCAUAAUAGAAGAAAAUAUAAAAACGGUGAAAUAGGAAUUUCUAGAUCAAUAUUAUUUCACAUCUAUACUAUACUCCAAAUCUAGAUUUCACGUCUACAUUUAUCCUUUCAGAUUCCAAACCAUAUUUCACAUACAUAGAGUCUCAACCAUAUUUUACAUAUACUCACUUCGAUAGCUAUCUGAGAAUUUGUGCUUGACGUUUAUAUUUCACACAUUUUUUUCACAUUUUUCAUAUCUAUGUUUAACAUCUACGUGUCACGUCCAAAUAUCUACUUAACAUCUACAAAAUAUUGAAAUAAACGGCAUUAUAUGUAUUUCACGUAUAUUUCACAUCUAUAUUUCUUAACAUUCCUUUUAUUUUGUAUGUUUUGUUUCGACCAUUUGGCAAGCAAAGAUUGAAAUGAUACAGUAAAUGAUUUAUUUGACAUUUUUACAUUAAAUGAAGAAAUGAAACGGAAGAAGAAAAUAACAUGAUAUAAUGCAGGAAUAUACACGAAUUAAUAACGUAACUAUACAGUGAUGAGCGCGCUAAUAACCGGCAAAAUAACGCAAAAGAUGGAAAACGUAAUACAUUGCGAAACAAAAAGAGAUGAAACUAUUGGAGGUGGAAAUUAUCGGUAUAAACAUAUAAAUUAACAUUACAUUACAUACUUUCCCACCUUUAGACGUAUCAGAGGAGUAUGACAACUGUCACAGUGACAGUACACAGACGUCUACAGGGGGGAAAUUAUGUAAUGUAAUGUUAAUUAUUUAUACGUUUAUAACGAUAAUUUCCACCUCCACUAGUUUCAUCUCUUUUUGUUUCACAAUGUAUUAUGUUUUUCAUCUUUUACGUUAUUUUGCCGGUUAUUAGCUCGUUCAUCACUAUAUAAACAACUAAAUGCUAAGUUGAAAAUUAUGUGGUCGGCGGACAAAAGUAGAUAACGAUGGCUUAGUGUGAAAACCUCAUAUCUCAUUUUACAGAAAACUUUACAUGAGUGACUUUAAACUGAAUUUAUGCAUACUCUAACCCAAAAUAUAUAUGAAAAAUGUAUGUGUAAUGAUCUAAACAUACUCAGAAUCAAAAAUAUGUAAAGAUAGUUUUUUUGUUUUAAGUUAGAGUAUGCAGAAAUUCAGUUUAAAGUCUCACUUGUAAAAUUUUCGGUGAAAUGAGAUAUGAGGUUUUCACACUAAGCUAUCGAUAAGUCCAUUCUUGAAAAACAAUUUAAAUUGUUAAAAACACCCAAGAAAAAAAUUAUCUACUGCUGAAAUCCUCUUCUUCUUCAGCUUGUUUGUAAAAUAACUUGUUAUAUGUGUAGUUCAAUAUCCAACAGUGAACUUUUUCAUAAUCAAAAUUUUAACUUUAAUUAAUUAAUUUUAGCUUUAAAACUCAAAAAAUGAAUUGUAUGCUUUUGUCCACCGACCCCACAAUUGUAGAUAUAAGUCACCAAACGGCAACAAACACCAGAGAAAAAGAACAUUUUAUCUCUAUAAUUGGAUAUAUUUACGUUAUAUUUGUUCUAUAAUCCUGUGGCUCUCAUAUUUCACAUCUACACUUCAAAUAUAGAUUUCAUGUUUAGUUCUUGACUGCGUUUCACAACACACUUUCAGGUUAGAAAUUUGAGAAGUCUUAAUUAGAAAUUUCAUACUUCAAUUUGACGAUGUGCUGUAAAAUAUGGAUAAGAAAUGUGAGUGUGAAAUUUGGAAGGGAGUAUAGAUGUAAAAUAUGAGAUAAGGUGAAAGAGAUGAAGAUAGCAGGGUGCAAUGCAGUAGCAUGCAUGAACCAAUCGCAUAACUGUUCAGAAAACUAAAUGUAAAGUUGACAAUUUUAUUGUAGAUAGGAGUGACACAAAAGUCAACGAAACACAAGAAAUACCAGAAGAGAAGAAUAUUUCAUCUCUGUAAUAUAAUAAAACACGUUAUAUUUGUUGUACAAUCAUUUGGAACUUAUAUUUCACAUCUACAUUUCAAAUUUAGAUUUCACAUCCGUAUUUCACAUCCACAGUUCAUGACCGUAUUUCACAACACAACUUCAAGUUGUGGGAAAUUUGCUAAGUCUUAAUUGUAAAUUUCAUAGUUCAUAUUGAAGGCGUGCUGUAAAAUAUUAAUAAGAAAUGUAAAUGUGAAAUUUGGAAGGGAAUAUAGAUGUAAAAUAUGCGAUGAAGUGAAAGAGAUGAAGACAGCAGGGUGCAAUGCAUGAACCAAUCACAUAACUGUUCAGACAAUUAAAUGUAAAGUUGAGAAUUGUAGGUAGAAGUGACACAAAAGUCGACGAAACACAAGAAACGCCAGAAGAGAAGAAUGUUUCAUCUCUAUAAUAGGAUAAAACACUUUAUAUUUAUUGCGCUAAUAUUCCACGUCCUUAUUUCACAUCUACACUUUAAAUCUGGGUUUGACAUCUACAUUUCACAUCCACAGUUCUUGGACAUAUUAUACAGCACACUUUCAAGUUGUGUGAAAUUUGCAAAGGAUUAAUCGCAAAAUUUGAGGAAGUGCUGUGAAAUAUGGAUCAGAAAUGUGGAUGUGAAAUCCAGAUUUGAAGUGUAGAUGUGAAAUAUUGACGUGAAAUAUAGAAGUGGAACAAACUGAAGUGUGAACUUUGCAGAUAGUCUUAUUAGAUUAUAUUUGUAAGAUUCUAUGAAUUUCUAGUUUUCAUCUGUGUGAAAUAAUUUUAGCAAGCAUCAAAAAUUUAACUUUAAAGGAAUUGAAAACUUCGUUGGCAGGCAAAAACCUUUCAUUCAGAAUGUUUUUAAAACGUUCUGGACUUGUGUUAUUUAUUUUUUACACUUAUUCGUUUAAUGUAAAUAUUAAGGGAGGGUAAAAAUCUCAAAUCAAAGUGUGAAUGAGGUAUAAAAUUAAAGAGAGAUAGAGAUGGAUGAUAUUUUGUAAACCACCUCAGAGCCUUUAUAGGUUUUAAAAUGCCUUUAUUUCGUUCUGUCAACCUUUAGUUCACGAAAUUAACUAUUUUUUAUAUGCACUUGACAUUUCUUGAUGUGUUGUGUAAAAUACUCACAAGAUAAUCAGUAGAACCAAGCUUAAAAAGCCGUAACUAACUGAUGAGAGGAUUAAUUAUGUAAAUAGACAUUUUGCUACAAAAUUAAAUACAAUGGAACCCCGAUAAGUCGGCCCCCGAUAACCCGGAAGUCCGGCUAACCCGGACCGAUUUUCAUCAGACAAGCAUUUCAACAAUAAUAAUGUAAUAUAAUAUUUGAGACAAUGGGUAUUUGUGUAAUUUUAACUAUACGAUAGUAAAAAUGACUCAUGGCAGACGGCGGCAGAACAACGUCCAUUGACUCGGAUUAUAGGAAACAACAGGCACCUGUUAUUCCUUUAUUUAUUUCAAACUGUCUUAGCAUUGUUUAAAAAAGACUAAAAGACUAUUUAAAGAAUUAUUUUUUAAACAAUGGUCUUAGUCUCCACUGUUCUUAAAUAACAUAACAUCGUUCCGAUUGUGACCGUAUUGUGUGUAGUACAGUCGUAUUUCAAUUAUAGCGGAGUUUAUCUGUAAGUAUACCGUAUUUUAUUAAUUUUUACCAUAUACUCCAGCUAACCCGGAUUUUAGAUAACUCGGAUCGGCCGUGGUCCCGAUUAAUAAGAGUUAUCCAGGUUCCACUGUAUAUUAAAUCUAGUGAGCAAAGGCAAGUUUUUUUAGGACAAUACAUACAAGUUUUCCCAUACAGAAGUAAAAAAUUGCUUUGUGAUUUAUGUACUAGAUCUGAUUUUGCCUAAUGAUUCAUAGAAAAUACCAAUAAAAUUGCCGAGGCAACUCAUCAAGGUCAUACUAUGUGCUCAAAAUCAAUAUAACCUCAAAAGAGGAGGCACGUCAUGCAUCUAACUUCAGAAAAUGAGUUUGUGUUUCAUCUCUGUCUCUAUCUCUAUAGGUGUAUUCGCGGAGUAAAUCCUGAACUUACUCAGAGGGAAAACUUCCUGCGCAUUAGCUGUUCACAGGGAAAAAUUCGACCUUAUCGAAUGCCCAAUUUUGUAUUGUGCAGGCGUUCUCCCUCUGUGUAAGUUCAGGAUUUGCUCCGAGAAUAGACCUUAUAAAUAUCAUUCUAAGUAGCGUAGUAAUAAAGAAAAAGUAAUACUUCGUUAACUUUAUGAAAUCAUAUACAAUUUUUACAGAUUUACAAUUUCAGUAACAAAUAGCUAAACACAAACUGUACAACUAAGAAGUCAUUUUUUAUUGUUAGAAACAUUUUCAAAUAUUUUUUUAUGAAAUAUUUAAUACAUGUACAUAUUUUACUGAGGUUCUAACACAUUUUACGAUGUUAUUAUUUUGUAUUUUUAUAAGUGUUUUGUUGUCGUAAGUUAUUGUAUUGUUUUAAGUAUUAUUUGAACUGUUUUACAGAACUGAAUAAAGUCUAUAAAUUAU